This is a messenger RNA of Pomacea canaliculata, 5970 nucleotides long. Its product is annotated as synaptotagmin-10-like. Gene Ontology annotation, biological process: regulation of dopamine secretion; calcium-ion regulated exocytosis; regulation of calcium ion-dependent exocytosis. Lineage: Eukaryota; Metazoa; Mollusca; Gastropoda; Architaenioglossa; Ampullariidae. The record is from RefSeq and is a predicted model, not a curated record. Gene Ontology annotation, molecular function: phosphatidylserine binding; calcium ion binding; calcium-dependent phospholipid binding. The coding region runs from base 3119 to 4519 and encodes 466 amino acids. Gene Ontology annotation, cellular component: membrane. The transcript has 8 exons.
AUCGUACAAGAGUACACUUGGCAGCCUCAGCGCGCUGCGCAGUUCUCUAACAGCCGGCGUGUGCGGUGCGCGCGCUGCCUCCGUCACAUUGGCUGCUGCAGCUGCUGUCAACCUGCGCCGCGUCGUCAGCAAAAAGUAGUUCAGCGAUAGCUGCAGGAGCCGGUGCUGCUGAUAAUUGGGUUGUCACUGUCGCACUAUUGAAGGACACGCACCGUCAUCUCCGUUACAGAAGUCAGUUGUCCAGUCCAGUGCAUAUCGUGGUCUCUUGUCUGCUCAUGUGCAGUCAUCCUCGCCUCCUCUCUUCUCGGAGCAUUAUCCUGAUAACAGCCAAUCACGUCUCUUUUUUAUGUGGCGCCGACAUUGUGAUUCCACCCGUAUGUCCGCAGUUCCGGAAUGGAAUUAACAGUUGUGGUUUUAAACACUACUUGAAAUAAACUAGUCGGAUUGAGUUAAUGAUGUAGAGCAGUGUGGUCUGUUCCGCCAUCCUCUGUUUGUGGGGUCUUCUCCGCCAACAUUUCAUGGCUUUUUGUCAGAAAUGAACGAAAAAAGGCAAUACUAAAAAGAUAAUUCAGCAAUACGUGGAAAACAAGAAGCGCUAGAAAAUAGUUUCGAAAUUAAAGAGAAUACAAGUGACUCUAGGGCUGACCAUGCCCUCUCUUUUUGUUUGAAGAAAUAUGGACGCACUUGAGUGUGAGGAAACCAAGGAGUUAAGUCUCAUUUCUGGGAACUCUUCAAAUCUACUCUUGUGACUUGUGUUCGUACAGUUUGUUAGCCGUGACAGCAUUAAAUUACAGUCAAUAUCAGUUGUGGUGAAUUUACGAUCGACAGCGACUGUACAGGUUUACAGUCCGUCAGUUGUGACUGAUUGUGGUGGAGGUACAAUCUAUCAGCGGAGGCUCAAUCUGUCAGUUGUGGCGGAGCAGUGGAGGUACAGUCUGUCAGUGGAGAUGCAAUCUGUCAGGUGAGACAGCAGUGGACGAACACAUUUUCACCUGUGACUGCGAUGAGGCUGCAGACUGGCGGCAGAUCAGGGUUAGCGAAAAUAUAAGAGGCAAGAUUUGUCCUGGUGGAGAAGACAAAUACAAGUGAUAGCUGUUCACACUCUACAGGGAAAUAUGCUGCACAGGUGAGAUGUGACUGCACCCCACUACCAGCCACCUCUCAUCACCAGUCAGCCACCUCCUAGUUGUCGAUCCGCCGCCAAUCGAUCAUUUAUCAUCCACCUCUUAAACCACCAGUUAGCUAUAUCUCAGCCAUUUAUCAGCAGCCUUCAAGCCCAUUUAUCCUUCUUCUCAUUUAUCAGUCAUCUGUCAACAACUAUCAGCCAUCUAUUAGCCAGGGAAACUCCCUGGAGUGCUUUUAGUUUUGUACGUUUGCCAGGAUUUCAUGAAAGCAUUUGAGAGAAAACAGCAUCCAGUCAUUGUGGAGAGAAGGCAAUAAGUGAAUGUAGAGGAAUAGGACAGCAUCCAGUGAGUGUGGAGAAAACUAGGACAACAUCCAGAUAGUGUGAAGAACUAGGACAACAUCCAGUGAAUGUAGAGGAACAGAAAAGCAUCCAGUGAGUGUAGAGGAAUAGAACAACAUUCAGCAUAUAGAGAACUAGGACAGUGUAAACACCAACUUGUGGAGAAAUAAAGACAGUAUCCCGCGGUUUUACAGAGAAAAGACGACAUGCAGUAAUACUAUAGAGAGAAAGUCCUCUCCGAUGAUUUAAUAAAGACAACAUUUUCUGUAAACUGAAGACAGUGUCCAGUGAUAGCACAAACAGAAGAAAAUAUAUAGCGAUUCAGUAGACAGACAUAAUAGUGACAGAAAGAAGACGGUGGUCCUUUAGAGGAAAGACAGUAUUCAGUGAUUUUAUAGAGAGAAGAGGACGGCCGUGGUCAUGCAGGGACCAAACAUCAUCCAGUGAUCGAAAUUACUUUAAACUUCUUCGUGCUUUUGACGUCUGCACACAGUCCCGAGGGAUUCCGCAAAGCUUGCAAGUGUGGCAGGCGUGGUGAAAGUCCUUUUCCGUACCCGAGGGUUGGGUGUGAACGUUCACUACUCCCACCCUUCGGCUACAGCUCCUAGUACUUUGCCUUGUGGGUAGGGCAGUCCUGCAAGAUGUGUGUUGAAUUCUGCUCUAAAAGACCCAGACUUACACUGGACAUUUGGCUGAGCCUGCAUUGGCUGUCUACUCAAGAUGAGCGUCCACAUCACAGUGUCCCGUACUAAAGGGACUAGUUCCAACGAUUAGCCCUGCAAGGAUGCUGUAUCACGUGUCUAGAAUAUUACAAAAAAUAUUAUCAUAUGAAGAUAUCCUGCGUCAUAUCAACGCACAUCACUAUACAGAUAUACCUCGUGUUAUCGCACGUCACUACAGUGACACUAACAUGACACGUGAGUAUUUACUAUAAAGGUAUGCUGUGUAAUAUCAUGUCACGCCAUCACAAGUAGUCUCACAGUCAUUGAAUAUUGCUCAUUAUUGCCAUCUCAUGACCAGCUGCAACAUCAUUUCACCAGAGUAACGAUAAGAGUGUCAACUCGAUGACAGUCUAUAAAUUAGCCUUAUCGUGAAAACUGUAGCUAGGCAACCAGACCGGUCGGCCGACUAUGCUCCCAGACUGGUCUGCGUGCUUUGACUUGACAGGGCGCUCUACAGACUGAGUGGUGUGUCAGAUGAGAUCACAGGGGGCUGUACACACAGUGUAGUGUUAGAUGAGAUCACAGGGCGGCUCUACAGAGUAUAUUAUCAGACGACAUCAUCUUCACAUCAGUCGCUACAUCAGUGGUGUAUUUUUUUUCCUGAAUGCGACGUUUUCUUGAACACAAUAACACCAGUCAAAUGUCUGAACAUGACCACAGUGACACCAAUCAACUAUACUGAACAGAGUGACAGGCAGUUAUUUGGAACAAAGUGAUUCCAUCCACCUAGUCUGAACAGUGCAAGACCAGUCAACUAUUCUGAAUAUAUUGACACUGUGUGCUUGUCAACCCCUGGAUGGCGGUUUUCAGCCUUGGGCAGUGGUGAGGCAGACAGUAGACAAAGAUUGGAGCUUUUGUCUGCGCAGUACUGCUGCGCCUCUGCCGUGUGCGGACACCAACACCAGCAACCUUGUUUUGCUGUUGUUUUGCCAUGGUUUACCUUAUUCAGGGUCCAGACCCUGUAGUGGUGCUGGUGGCGACGGCCAUGGUGGCGGCAGUGCUGGCGGUGGGCGCCCUUGCCUCGUGGUACGUUUGUCGCCGUCACGUGACCAGCUAUCCGCCCAUCUGCCCCGAAAAGCAGACCUCGUUCUCGCGCGGCACGUGGCGACCGGAGAAAGGCCUACGCAUCAGCAAGAGCUCUCCCGACAUCUCCAGCCAUGCCUCGCUGUCGUCUGAGGAGUCUCUCCCCAGCAGGGCAGUCGCCAAAAAGGGGGUGUUCCAGGUCAACACCAGGCAGUGGACGUUACCCACCGUGCCGCAGAGACACCUCACCUUCCAGCGCAUGCUGUCUCACCGGCUGGACCUGUCCAACAUCGAGUUCAGCGUGCAGAGCAUCAAGCACAAGGAACAGCCCGAACUAGGCACCAUCAAACCAGAGCUCUACAAACAGGCGUCGGUGGACUCUCUGCGAUCAGAGCACGUGCCAUGCGGCAAGCUGUUCUUCAGUCUGCGGUACAACCAGGAACAGAGGGCGCUGUCUGUACACGUCAUACGAGCAGAAAAUCUUCCAGCCAAGGAUUUCUCGGGCACUUCUGACCCCUAUGUUAAGGUUUAUCUAAUGCCUGAUCGCAAAAUGAAGCAUCAAACGAAAGUUCACAGGAAAACCUUGAACCCAGAAUUCAACGAGACGUUUACCUUCUCGGUGUCUUACGAGGACUUGUCUCAUCGACUCCUGCAGUUCAGCAUUUACGACUUUGACCGCUUCUCGCGCCAUGACUUGAUCGGCGCAGUAAAAAUCAGGGACAUUCUGAGUGAAGGCAGUCUAACCAAGGAGACAUUCUUUGUUCGGGAUAUUUAUGCCGCCCAGCAGGAGAAGGCUGACAUCGGUGAAGUCAUGCUGUCACUGUGUUAUUUGCCAACCGCCGGCCGCCUGACCUUAACUGUGGUCAAAGCUAGAGGCUUGAAGGCUAUGGACAUCACAGGAAGCGCGGAUCCCUACGUGAAGGUGUCGCUGAUGUGCCAAGGCAAGAGGAUAAAGAAGCGUAAGACGGCUGUGCAGAAAAGUACCCUCCACCCGGUUUUUAACGAAGCCCUUGUCUUUGAUGUCCCACAGGAAAGCGUGGAGGACAUAUACCUGCUAGUGAAGGUCGUCGACUAUGAUAGGAUUGGCAGCGAUGAGUUGAUGGGGUGUUGCGGACUGGGCCCCAUGUUCAACGGUCAGGGUCGUGACCACUGGUACGAAAUGCUGGAGACUCCCCGCAAACCUGUGGCCCAGUGGUACCCCCUCCUUGAGCACCUGCCUGCCUGCCUACCUCUCUCUGCCAACGGCAAGUGCUGCCUCAGACAGCGACAGUCAACGGAGGAGUCUACAGAUUCCAAUUUUUUGGGAUAAUUCUUGUUUCUGGAUAGAAAUGUAUAUUCUGCGUCUUAUUUCACAUCCUUUUGCGGUUUACCAGAUUUUCAAUUGUUUGGGGUGUGUUAAAAAUGAGGCAAAUAGACGUCCCAGAGAUUGUUAAAGAUAGCAUUAAGUUGCAUGCGUAACUACAUUUCAUGUGUCUUGACAAAGUAAUUUCUGCACUGUCUACAUACUUUGUUCAAAGCUACAUUUUAGGUACUAGUUUUGGUAUACUAACAAGUGGCUGUUUAACUUCACACUUUACAACAUUUCCUCCAGUGAGAAAGCAGCAUUGAGUCCAUGCAGAAUCUUGGAAAAAAUGGAUGAAUCGAUACAUGCUUGAAAAUAACUUGAAACAGUCUUAUUGAAAAGGCAUCUGCUUUGGCUUGAAAAAGGCUUCGUCGAAGUGGGUUGUCGUCAGUAAGAUUCAGUAGGGCUGAUGGCGCCUCUUUCAUAUUUUUAAAUCAGCUUUUGCAUUGCUUAUCCCUCUCUCUGGCUCCUCACAGUUUGUUCUGUAAGAUAAAAGUUGUAAGAUACAAUUGUAAGAUAGUUCUGGACAUGUCUGCUAUAUCUGCAUUCUUUACUUAAUAACAACAAUAAGCACAUUUAUAUUGCGCCUUUCUCCAGCAGCAACAAGACUCAAAGCGCUGUACAAUAACGAGUUCACUUGUAUAGCAAGCUUCGCUGUCGAAAAGACGAGCAAAUAAUUGUCCAAUGAAGAAACAAAACACGAAGAUGGGGGCGUGAUGUGACACAAAAAUACACAAUGAGGCGAUAGAAAGUUUCUCCCGGGAAGAUCGAGUCAGGUAAGAUCGACGUGAACAACACGAUGUACAAAGUCGUCUUCAAGCAGCAAAAGGGAGAUCACCUCAUUCAAUGACGACAGACGAUAGCUCUAAAUAUGAUUGUUUGUUGUUCAAUCGUUUCACCAAGGCCUCCAAUUAAAGAAUUUGAAGCAGGACUGAACCAUUACAUCAAGUAAACAAGUGUUUACAGAGUGCUAUCUGGAUGCACGACAAAAGUAGAAGUGUGUGGUGUAAGCAUCACAGACCGCGAAGGACGCGGCAGGAUACGAAAACCGUUAAACAAAAACUUCGAUCUGUCCAUUCCAUGAGCAAAGAGGUAGAAAGCUACAAAUAAUCCAGCACAUAGGAAGUAAAGGAGGAUGUAAGAUCCACAAGUUAAAUGAAGAUAAAACCAGAACAGAUCGUAGCGACGAUAGCCUUCACUCAAUGGCAUAACAUACUCAAUGGUGUAAUGUUCAUAAAGUCAAAGAAUUACUUCCCGUAAUCGUUUUCAAGGGAUAUCGUCUGAUUUUAAUAGAGCUUUGGUCUUCUGUGAGUGUUAAAAGUACUAGCCCUGUAAACUCUUCUGGAGAGUGUUAGAAGCGCUAGCCCAUUAAACAUAUCUUUUGGACUAGGACAGAGGGUGAUAGUGAUGUGCUAGAC